Penicillium coprophilum is the source of this 939-nucleotide messenger RNA. RefSeq lists its product as uncharacterized. Gene Ontology annotation, biological process: regulation of transcription by RNA polymerase II. The transcript is spliced from 3 exons. Gene Ontology annotation, molecular function: DNA-binding transcription activator activity, RNA polymerase II-specific. NCBI's taxonomy places the organism in Eukaryota, Fungi, Ascomycota, Eurotiomycetes, Eurotiales, Aspergillaceae. The coding region runs from base 1 to 939 and encodes 312 amino acids. The record is from RefSeq and is a predicted model, not a curated record.
AUGACUUCAACGUACCUGAGUCUGUCACAGGACGGGCUUUCAGCACACCAUCUCUCCAUGACUAUUCCUCGGAUGGCCGCAUCUUGUCCUUAUCUGCUAGACAGCAUCCACGCAUUUUCAGCCUUACACUUGGCCUCGCUUGAACCUGAUAAUCGGACUUCAUGGUUAAACCACGCCGUGCGAUAUCAGAGCCAGGCAUGCGCUGGACUGAGCAUGAGUCUUUCAGAAAUGUCGCCCCCAGAUUAUGAACCAGCAUUUGUCUCCUCCAUCAUCAUCAUGCUUUUCGCUAUGGGAUAUCGAGUAUUAUCGGUUGAAAAUCGACCACUGGACCCAGUUUCCGUAAUUCUCGAGGCUCGCACAUUGAUGUCUGGCCCGGCCAUGCUGUUGUCCCGGAUACUUGAAGGCAGCGUCGAAGCGCAGUUAGAUGGCUGGCUAUGCGCUCCAGAUACUCAGGAAAGUCUCGGUACUGGGGAACAUGAUCAUGACGGCAGCCCGGUCAAAAACACACACGUACUAUUCGGCCUACACCAGUAUGUUCCAGCGAGAGACAUAGUGAGGUCGCUGGAUCGACUUCGUUUGAUAAUUGACACCAGAGAAGGCUCGGAUAAACCAAUAUACUUGGCCACAUGGCAGCAGUUGCAUCAGGCCAUCGAACCGUGGCCGAGAAUUGGACCACAUGGUGGUCCUCUGGCAUGGCCCUUAUCUAUCUCCGACAAUUUUUCCUCAUUGCUUCAGCGUGGCGACUGGAUUGCCCAAGUUUUGUUUUUGCAUUAUGGUAUAGCAAUGUGUCUCCUGUGUCAUCGAUGGUACGUCCGCGACUGGGGUUGUCGGCUCGUAUUGGCUACACUUGAACCACUGAGCAAGAUCCCGCAGGAAUGGGAGGAGACUAUUUCUUGGAUAAGAGGAGCCGCUGUAAUGGAAGACUGGCUACAGGAAUGA